CCCAACUACGUACAAAUCAUCUACCACUAACUCAAGCACACAACAUGUCCCGUCGCACCACCAUUCCCGAGCAGCCGCCCCGACCGUCCUCACUAGGGAGCUGCAUCAUCUACGGUUGCGGAGCCGGUCUGCUUGGCGUCGCUGCAAUGACUGUCGGCGAAAAGAUCGAGCAAUACUUCACCGGCCGACCGAAUUCAUAUGUUCCGGGUCACACUCUGGAGCGCCUUCUCCGACUCCCGGUUCGCCCCGAUUCCGAGCGUUUCGGGUUGAACAUGGCGAUGCACUAUGGACAGGGGGCGGCUGCGGGAAUAAUUAGAGCAUUUAUGAGCGCAUACGGUGUUCGUGGGCCUUUCUCGGAUUUCAUGUUUGUUGCUAUACGGCUUAUGAUCGAUCAAACACUGGAGAAUGUUACGGGUAUUGGGGCGCUUCCAUGGACCUGGCCUGUUAAUGAGCAGGUUAUCGAUAUUCUCCAUAAGGGAGUGUUUGCGUUUGUGACGGGAUACUUCACGGAUAGGUGGCUACAAGGGUGAUAAUGUAUGCAGGCCCGAUGAUUGGCGUGGAAUUGGUGGAUUUAAGACAACAGUCAGGAUAGGCGCAGACGAUAAGGCGACGGUUGAUUUCAUUGAGCCCCUAUGAUCAAGCCGUGAAGACCAGAUUGCGCUCGAAAGGAAAAAAUGGAAUCGAAGCCGACGACCGGAACAUAUCUCCCCAGGGCACGGAAUAUGUCGUUCAUGUCUCGCCACUGGGAUUUUGGAAAUCGAGGCAUUGAGAACCUUUCAAAUCACCUUCGGCUUCGGGGGACUAUUCGCCUAUCAACUUUGCCGCAUGAGGUGGGCGAAAGGGACGUGUCGUGAUCUCCGGUUUCCGUAGCUGCGCUCGUCGUAUGGGCUGUCAGUGCUUUUGAUGCUAACGAAAGUAGUCGCUUCGAAAGGAUACAAUACUUAAAAAAGCCCAAAAGUAAUUUCUAGUGCUC
Messenger RNA from Aspergillus vadensis CBS 113365, 973 nucleotides. RefSeq lists its product as uncharacterized. The record is from RefSeq and is a predicted model, not a curated record. The transcript is spliced from 3 exons. NCBI's taxonomy places the organism in Eukaryota, Fungi, Ascomycota, Eurotiomycetes, Eurotiales, Aspergillaceae. Bases 45 to 530 code for a protein of 161 amino acids.